This is a messenger RNA of Tachysurus fulvidraco (yellow catfish), 1105 nucleotides long. It is a transcript of the gene adm2b, whose product is annotated as adrenomedullin 2b. The transcript has 4 exons. Gene Ontology annotation, molecular function: hormone activity. Gene Ontology annotation, cellular component: extracellular region. Gene Ontology annotation, biological process: regulation of systemic arterial blood pressure; positive regulation of heart rate; adenylate cyclase-activating G protein-coupled receptor signaling pathway. Bases 388 to 852 code for a protein of 154 amino acids. The record is from RefSeq and is a predicted model, not a curated record. Lineage: Eukaryota; Metazoa; Chordata; Actinopteri; Siluriformes; Bagridae.
UGUGUGUGUGUGUGUGUGUGUGUGUGUGUGUGUGUGUGUGUGUGUGUGUGAAUGCACUUCUUAAGAUCUUUCUCCAUCAGGUCUUUGCUAAGUGACCACGUUUGAAGGUGACCACGUGACUUCGCCCUCACUAUAUUUAUUCUCUCGGGGCGCGCGCCCGGUCUGGAUUCGGCUCGAGCGCGGGACGGAACAUCCACGUGACAACGCGAGGUGAGCGCGCGCUGCUUCCGGUCGCUGGAGCAUGAAGAUAUGUUAACACCGUCCUUGAUGUGCGCGCGCUCCCGUACAUUAAUACUGAUAAUACUGCAUUUGUUGGGGGCCGCACAGGAGCGCGCAGCAUCACAUACAAGAAUCUGUUUACUCUAUUAAUAGCAAGUGGCAAGGAAAAUGGGUGGGGCUAAUUUCAGGGCCAGAAAACUGUUAAAGAAACAAGUGAAAUCCACAGCAUGGCAACCCAGUGAAUUAUGGUUGAUUUUUCCAAGAAAGUUCUGGAACAUCGAGGAGGGAGGUGGUAUCGCCAUGGAAACCACUAUCAGGCCCCCGGCUGCCGUACAGGACGUGUUGCGAGAGCGGCGCUUAGCCUGGAGAGACCUCGAUCAUAAAGAACACCUGCUGAGUAAUUCGCACACAUGUCUCAGUCAAACCCUCGUCCCUGAGACACAGAAAAGGAGGCGUCGCCAUGUGCUCCUUGGUUCGCGGGGUCACGUGCACGGUCAGCUGAUGCGAGUGGGCUGCGUUUUAGGAACCUGCCAGGUCCAGAACCUGAGUCAUCGUCUCUAUCAGCUGAUUGGGCAGAGAAGAAGAGAACAUUCCUCUCCAGUUAACCCCAGGAGUCCUCACAGUUACGGAUGAAACUCACAGGACCCUUUACUUGACUCCGCCCACCAGCAAAUAGCACCUUUCUAUUGGACAGUAUCGUUAAGUCCUUAUCUUGAUGACCUAGCUGUCAUUCUGCUAUUACAGGACAGUAGGAAGAGUUCACUGCAGGUGAAACAGAUGACUUGUGAUCGAGGUCUCUGGUCAAAUGCUGCUUUUCUUUCCAUAUUGCUAUAUUUUUAUUUGUCUCACUUUUAUAAUAAGAACUAAUAAACAUGCCACAUGGUGA